This is a messenger RNA of Porites lobata, 14436 nucleotides long. The record is from the annotation of a GenBank genome assembly. NCBI's taxonomy places the organism in Eukaryota, Metazoa, Cnidaria, Anthozoa, Scleractinia, Poritidae.
UUCCUACUGUUAAGAAUUAGUAAAACGUUUACUGUUUGACUUUUAGAACUUGUUUGAGAACGGAUCUGAGGUAGUGAUUUGAACCAACGCGAACCAGAGCUCGCGGUCGUGGAAGAGGUUUUGAGGGCCGCCGACAGUUCAUUACGUUUCUGAGAUUUUGGUAAUACAGCGACAAUGGCCAUGUUCUGGUUGAUGCUCGUUGUGUUCGUUUGCUUUUCUGUUGGUUUUGGUCAAGAACUGUCGUGUUCAACAGUGAAAAGCGCGUGGAGAUCGAAAAGGCUGACAGAAAGCGAGGUUCCUCCAUCGGCCGUUGAUGGUAAGCAUUUGUUAGUGCCAUACCAACGGAGGAGUGCUUCAUGAAUAUGUGGUCUUUUCUGUGAUUUCCUCAUUUUGUUUUAGGUGUAUUACCCUGCAUGGGGUGGUAUUUAGGCAAGUUCAACUUUCAGUUUGAUGAUAUCUAACUGUAUUUUGUUUUUUAGGAAAUGACCUUCGUAUAUGCCCUAAAGACAACGGCAAGCAAUGCUGCUCGCGAAGAAUGGAAGAUCGCUUCGCCAGCCUUGCGCGCGGCGACUUCGAUCAAGCGGUGUCCAAAAAAGUUGAAGAACUGGGGAAUCUCUUUGCCGUCCAGGCCAAAAUAUUUGACGGUAAGCUGUUCGCAGUAAAAUGUACAAAGUGUGAAAGAGUGUGGAUUAAGUUUGCGACUGAAAAAUCCGCUAAUGGAGACUCAUUUGGCGUGUGCAUGCCGAGUUGAGCCCAGCUUUGUGUGAAAUAAGCUAAGCUUUCGUUUUAUUGUAAUAUUAUGCUUUUCUCUCCCGGUUUUUACCCCUUCGUUUUCGAUUUAUUUCUUAGAUGACGCGUAUAAACAUUUCGCCUCUGGCAUUUUUAGGGUUUGUAAAGGUCAGCCUGCCUAAUAUAGAAUGAAAGGGAUUUGGUGCACAGGAAAUUGGCCGAAAAUCAAAAGUAAACAGGACUGCGUUUUCAUGAUACUUUUACCCACAAGCCUUGAGCAGUAAUUACGGCACUCAUUUCUGUCGCUCGACUCGCUUUAAUCUCCUGAUUGCUGUAACAAGAAAAAAUAAGUAAUUUUUUUCUUGUUAGUGGUCAUUUAGGAAAGCGAAUCGUAGAUCUAAGAUCGAUGAGAAAUGAGUAAACUUGCACGUACUUGCGGCAGUGUUGGAAGUAACAUAGCUCUCAAAAACUGCCAUGUAACCUUAUCUUCAUAUCUCUUUGGAAUGUCGGAGAAAACAAGCUUAAAAAUUAUCAGUUUCGUGUGUUAAUCUACCACAAUGAAACGAACGCUUCCUUAAAAAUCCUUUUCUUUCGUCCAUUUCAUAAACCUUAAAAUCGCUUGCACGUUUCACGGCGCGAAAGUUUAAUCACAAAAGGCUGCGAUACCAUUUUGAAAUGAACUCGGCAGAUCUGCGUGUCGGAGCGACGCAAAGUCUUUCCACAAGUUUGAAGUGUCGGUGUUAUGUUACAUUUGCUACCUCACGAAAUUUUUUUGGGCGAGAAUCGUGCUCGUUUGAGGCAAUACAAGAAGAAUGUCAUGCUGUCUUGAGUGGGGGUGCGAACAAUAAAGUUUAUAAAUCAGUGUUCAGUAACCACAUGGGAGCAUGUUAUGGAACAAGCGUUUAGAAAACCCCCCCUUCGAGAGGUCACAAGAAUAGUUUGUUAUUUCUUUAGCAUUUAUCUGAAUCGUGUUGGACAAAACCAUCACAUGUGAGUGGUAAAUUUAGAAAAUGAGUUUUGUUUGUCACAGUUGCAUUCGCCUGGGGCUAUUGUACAUUUAAAUUAAAAAAGAUGAAAUCUUUGGUUUUUUUUAUUAAUCUUCGAUUGUUUUCAUGGAUUCGUGGUUUACUCGGCUAACAAUGUGUGCAUGAACCCAAAUUAUAUAUCCAGUUAUAUUGCUGAGAUAAGAUACUCGCUGAAAUCUCAAAUCGGGAGAAAGUUACGCAUUCUUAACUCUUCAAAGGUGUAAUUUACGACCAAACAUAGGCGAAAUAUUGGCCGUGAACUUUUAUGUAAACGAUAUUUUUAAGUAGUUAAACACUAUUUCUUUGACGUACUAGAUUUUUCUGUACUGUGGUAGAGCUGAAAUAAUGCCAAACCAUUUGUAUCAGAGAUUCUGAUGUUUUUUUUGUCAGGUCCUUGAAUAUAAGUCGGUUACAAAGAAGGUUUAUGAUUAAUCGCGGAAGUGAACUCUCGCUGCGGCCUUCCUAAUUCCGACAUGUUCGAGGAAAGUGUUGGUAAACCAUGAAGACUUUACUGAAAUUACUGAUUCUUUGAGGUCUUGCCUAACGGAAUUGGAACUUAAUUGGAUUAAAGCACAUUAUUAUAAAUACACAUUGCUAAUUAUGAAAUGCAAACACACUUUUUACAGCGUUGUACGGCGUGGCGAGGUCAAAAUGUCGUCGCUUGGCGCAUUUCAAUUUAGCACCUCAUCUUAAGUUUAAAUGGACACUUAUUACAUAAUUCUUAACUAGCAAAACCCAUUUGGCGCACAUCCACACUUUCGAAAUCUAACCAGGGACAGUUUAAGCAAAACGAAACAAAUGUGGAGUUUCCUCUAUGCCUAACUCAAAAGGAGAGUUUUGAACCUCUGAUGGUAGCAGCCUUGAAUAUUGCUAUGUUUGCAGUGUGUUGUGUAGGACCAUUGUAGUGGAAAUCUUGAAAUUACUAAUUCAUCAUAAUUUGCAGUGUAAUUUGUCAGUGUCUAGACACAUGAAGAAUGUUAUCUUUUGCAUUAUGGAAAAUACUUGCACAACUUUAAUCACAGCUGGUUACCUGCAAUCUUUUUGCCUUCGUAAGCAAACAAAUUGUAGAAUAAAUAACGAUUUUGUGGUGUCAUGUUCGCAAGUAUCCUAGAUGGUAUUGAAAUUAUGAAUUUUUGUGUUUGACGAGUGCAGAAAACUGGAUAAUCCGCAGAGAAAGAAUUUCAUGUAUUUAACCCUUUCAUGACAGUCUUUAUACUGUAGUUUUUGAAGUUAAAGAAAGUAUGUGGAUAAGUCUCCGUUUUUUAGUAGAUAACAUUAUUUAGCAAAUAAAUUCCAAAACUUAGAGUAACAAUUUCUAAAAAUUAAAUAUUUUGUUUAAAUUGCUUGAACUUCAUCAGUGAUGUAAAAUGAGGUUUGCUAACAGAUAGUUGUUUUGUAAUCCCAGGAGGGAAUUGUGAAUGGCUUGGAGAUCCUAUCCCUUGCCCUAUUCAGCUAAGGUUUUCUUUAUUCAUUUAGUUUUUGAUAAUCUAUAAAUGGUAGCUAUUAUGUCAAUGAAUAGUCAACCUUAGGUUCAUGUAAAUUCUAACAUGACUCCCAGGUUUUAGGGUCAAAAAUGCACUUUUUCCACAAGUCCACUCUCUCACAAUUGCCAGAAGAGACUUAAGCACGUAGAAAACCAAACCAAAUAUGACCAGAAAGCCUUGGAGUCAUGUUAGAAUUUUAAUAUAUGGAACAUGGGUUAUUACAUCACCUUAAAUCCUCUAUAAAGCCUCCCAGGCAGCUUAUUUUUUUCAAGCCCAUUUGAGGUUGGGGGGUGCUUAGCUGGCCAAAGACAGCAAGCUGGUGGUAGUAUCCAGUGGCAACCAGCCAUUGCUGACAACCAUGGAUACACAAGAAAAAUUUUUUAUUCAUUAGGUUCUUAACAAAUCAUAAUCAUUAUUAUUUUGAAUUUUGAAACAAAUUCUUUUUUUUGUUUUGGUGUUUUGAUCCGAGCAAGUUUAUUUAGAAAACACCAGAUAUGUUUUCUAUAUUUAAAAAAUGGGAGUCACAAUGAAACAGCAACCUUAGCAACAUUUCUUACAGUUUAAUGCAAAACCAGAAUUACUAAUGAUGUCAUAUAAUUAUUUUUAGAUCAUUGUGUAGUAUAUUGUUUUUGCAAAGUGACAGUUUUUUUUUUCCCAAAGCAAAAGGUGUUUCUGCUUCAACAAUGAUGUAGUCUUUUAGCUUGUCAUCUUAAAUUUAGUUGCUAAGAAGUGAAGUGCAUUUUUAAUCAAUUUUUUUUCUACCAAGUUUAAAACUCAGUGAAGUUGAUCGAGGCUCUGCACUAAGAAAAAUCAAAAGGAAAAAUCAAGGUUGCCCAGCAUAGGAUUUCUAUGAAAAAGCUAAAAGUGCCCAGUCCGAAGAUGAUCAUGAUGAUGACAGUAAAAAAAAUUAGGAGCAACAAUAUUGUUAUUUAUUGCUAGUAUAGCAUCAUUUCCUUUUGGAUAUUGUGUGUAUAUCCAAGUAAAUUUGUCAUUUGGAUUCAGUUGAAUAAAUCAUUAUUUUUGAUUAUGUUUGAUUCAAACUGAGUAUCACCAAUUCAAGUUUCAUGUUCACAACACUUCUGGACUACCAAUAAGCUUAAUUAUUAACAUAUGCCCAAAAGAAAAUUAAAUAAUAUUGUCAAACACAAAACAACUUAAUAUUUGUAUACAUUAUAAAUAUUGCGUACAGUAUUGUUUGUAUUCACAGAGUGAACCAAAAUUCUAAAUCACAGGACUGAUGUAAUCUUGUACCUAAUUUUUAGUUAAUAUGACAGCUGUAUAUCAUGCUUGUACACAUUUUCCAACACACAGGGUGUUAAUUAGGCAUCAGAGAUCAGAGAACUCUCCGUUUACUCAGGGCAGAAUUCUCCAGCUAACGUUCGGUAGCCUAUGACUAUUUUUUAUUCAGACAUGGAACCUCUGUCACAUUAUUCUCCUAUAAUGUUACACCUUUCUCCAUCUACUAGAAUUCUUAAUGAAAACCCUGAACACAACUUUUGCCAUCACCUGCUCUUGUCUGACUUGCUAGACAUUUUUAUUUUCUGGCAUUUGGAUAUCAAUGAAUACUACUAGCGUUCAAUUCACUGUUAUUAAAAAUCAAUUGUGGGAAAUUCAUUUUCUAUAGCAUGUGGUAUAUGUAUUGUUAUGUAACUGAGGAGUUCUAGAUUUUCCAAAACUGCCCCUUCCAGCAGUCAAGUCUCUCUAGCAGUUUUUAACUCGUUAAAAGUUUAUUUCUGAGAAAACAAACGAUAUUGGCCAGAAGGGGUAAACUGCCAUUCAGUAUUGGACACAAUCAUGCAUUACCGAUCCUCAAAGAACAUCUAUAACUCUCACUAACUGAGUUUGAGCCCUGUACUGUAAUUAAAUUUUCUUUCAUGUUUUGGUAAUCCCAGUGAGGUUUAAAUACCAAAGACCUUAAUUUGCACAAGAAAGAAAAACCCUGAAUCAUUCUGGUAGUUCAUGGGAAUAAUUGCCAAACAAGUAACGACAGAAACCAUGCAAUAAAAUUAGUUAUUUGGGAUGAUGUAAAGGUUGUUUGUUGAAUCCUGGUAUUCUUGGUUUAUACAAUCUCUUUUGAACCUUAACAAGGCUGUGCUCUAAGGAAAAUUGAAGGGAGCCCAGUGUUCUGAAACUGUAAAAUCUAGGGUGCCCAGCAUAUGAUUUGUAUGAAAAAACUAAGAUUUGCUAGUCGCCCAAGAGCAAAAGUUAGGCGCCACGGGCCACCGGGCUCUGCUAGAGCACAGCAAUCACUUCAUAAUUCAUAUUGUUGUUCUGUUACAAUCAAGACCUUUACGUAGUUAAAUGACAUGUCAAUUCUGUAUACCAGAUACAAUUUUCUUUUCAAAGCACCUGCAGCACCUUUGAGCAGAGCCUUUUUUUGCUUUCUUGAGUAAAAAAGAGAAAAGUAGACUCUGUCUGAAUUGCAUCCAGCCCUUGAGGUCACUGCAGCCCAAACUUCCAGACUAGACAAGUUGUUUUCUAUUGUAAAACUGUUUUUUCUAUUGCGAGUAUCCCUUUCACUCAUAAAGUGAUGGGCAAAACUGAACCCACUGUAGCAGGCACACAGCUAUUAGGCCUACAGUGCGCAAAGAAAGUUGUCUCGAACAGCCCAAGGCUUGUGGAUUUUACUAUCAGGCUAGUGUAUUCUAUUUUUAACUUGCCUGAUGGGCAAAUGAAGCACUAUUACUUUUGGGCUAGUACAUGCUAGUUACAGCUUGUAUGAAUGGCAAGCUGGCAAGUUUCAUUAGUAGUCAAUUAAUCAAUAUUGUAUUAAUAGUAGUUUAUUAUGUAAUUUUAGUUGGUAGAUUAUAUUGGCAGUUAAUUAAUUAAUCGAUACUUUUUAUUACUUUAAUUGUGGGAGGGCCAUUAUGAAAACUACUGGGUGACCAGUAAUCAAUGUCUUUACCCUCGUUAAAUAAAGUUAUUACUUACCUACUAAAACUGACUUUCUUUGUAUCCUGGCCUGGGUGCAAAACAAUAUCCUAGCAACAUGCAGGGCUCAAAUAAUUUCUGGAGAGUCUCCAGACACAAUGACCGGCCAAAUUUAUUUUAGCUUGGUCGAGUAUCGUUUCUGGAAGGCCAAAUUUUAAGGCUAAAAGUAACUCUUAAAACAAGUGCCAAUAAACCAAAACUGGCGUUAUGUAUUUCCAAUUAGUCGUUGCUUAACUAAUAAAAGUGAAAAUCUUUUUACUUUUGGGACUUGAAGUGUGUGAACCCCAAUUAUGUCUGUUUCAAUGUGUGAAUUAUAAACAAUGGUUCUAGUUGCAUUUCACCGACCAUUUCAGAUCAAAGUUCCGCAGUACAUAGUGACUUGCUACCUACUGAUAACAACUAAAACAACUGAACAGCAUGGAAAUUUUAAUUCAUUUCAUUUUUAAUACGAUCCAGUGUGACUGGUCAACCUGACUGGCAAGGCGAAAGGUUUACUGGUCAACUUCCCAAUCAGCCCGGACAUUGUCUGUUAACCAGCCAUUAUUUUGAGCCCUGACAUGCCGCGCAUGCUCCUUAAGGAUCUUACUCCAUUCAUGCAGAGCCUUUCUCGAGUGCGCCAAAAGCGAGCAAACAAGAUUAAGGCUCUGCUGGAAAGGUGCACCUACAUUAGCUUGUCUCUGACCUCCAUUGUUACUUUUUCACUUUCUUCAGAUUACUUCCAGGAACUCAUCAAGAAGUCUCAGCAGGAUUUAGACUCAACGUUCAAAAAGAUUUAUGGCGUGCACUAUGAGCAAAACACAAAAUUAUUCAUGGACUUUUUUGUGGACCUUACAAGUUAUUACAGGGGAACAACUGGGUCUGACAUCAAUGGCAUAAUGGAUGCAUUUUUCACCAAGCUUAUGGGUCGCAUGUUUCAGAUAAUGAACACUCAGUACAAGUUCACUGAGUCAUACCUUAGCUGCGUAUCGCGACAAGUUGAUGAGCUGCGACCAUUUGGAGAGGUACCAGAAAAACUGAAGCCACAAAUUAGGAAAGUGUUAAUCCAUGCCAGAACUUUUUCCAAAGCUCUCUUUGACGGUCGAGAUGUUAUUCACAUGCUCAAAACUGCUGUUUCUGCCUCUGAAAACUGUAAGAAUCACCUUGUCAAACUCAAGUAUUGUUCAUGGUGCAAAGCAAUGACUUCCUUGAAACCUUGUUAUAAGUUUUGCACUGAUGUACACAAAAGUUGUCUAGUGGACAUCACCAGAGUAAACACCCUAUGGCAGGGCUACAUUGGAGCUUUGAAUGACCUCUUGGAGAAACAAACUGGUCCUACCAACAUACAAGAUGUGAUUUCUAGAUUAAACUUAAAGAUUUCUCUAGGAAUCAUGAACUUUCAGGACUCACAAAAGAUGGAAGAAGUAAAGAAAAAGGUAAGGAAAUGGACUAGUUGGUUCUCUGAAAAGUUUUGCUCUUGUUUUGCCUAUUUAAUUGAAGCCAAGAUAGUAAAGAGCAUACCGAAUGUAUUUGGCAUUUUAUUAAGAGGUUUCCACAACACUGUGUUGGCUUGUGUUUGCUUGGUCCUUAAGCCAAGAGUGAUUAGCAUUGUAUAUCUCCUUCUUAGAUCAUCAGUGUUAUAAAAAACAGCGGUCAUGAGAAUUAAGAAAAUGCUUGCAAAAGAUAAAUAGAGAAUAUUACACGGUGGCGCAAAGAUAUCAAUUUUAUUUUCGAGUGGCAAAACAAUAUUUUAUUAACGAGCGCAGCAAGUGAGUAAAUUAUUGUUUUUGCCACGAGAAAAUAAAUUCAAAUCUUCAAGUCGCCGUGUAAUGUUCUUUUUAUUAUAUAAACAAAAAGACAUCAAUAAAAUAAUAGAGGGAAAUUACCGAAAUUACGUCAUCGAUAAACUCACAUGUGAGAUUAUGGAAAAUAAACCACUCGGGUCCCGGAUGUAGUUUUUAUGAAUUUUACAAGUGGUAUAUUUUCCAGUAAAACGCUCGUGUCUAUGUAAUAAAUUAAAUUUAUUAUAUGGCUAAGUCUGUUUUUGCCAUGCGAUUGGUCAAUUUGCAGUUCAUAACUUGCUAUUUGGACCAAAACAAAACAAAACUGAGCUAACCGCCGCCCGGUUAGCUCAGUUAGGAGAGCACCGGUCUGCUGAGCGGAAGGCCAUAGGUUCAAACCCCGGCCGGACCAACACUCAGGAUCUUUAAAUAACUGAGGAGAAAGUGCUGCCUUUGUAACAACAUCUGCAAAUGGUUAGACUUUCUAGUCUUUUUGGAUAAGGACGAUAAACCGUAGGCCCCGUCUCACAAGCCCUUGCACAUGUAAUAAAUUUGUGGGACGUUAAAGAACCCACACACUCCUCAUAAAGAGUAGGGCACGUAGCGCCCGGUGUAGUGGUCUAUCUCAAUUUCACACUCAUGUGUGGGGGCAUCAUUACUCAUUCCUUCAUUACUUGUAAACUGCACCUUAAGCAGUCUGGCAAAGUCCCCCAACCGGUGUUGUAAAUUAUCCCUGAAAAGCCCUGUGGGGAGUGGAUAAUAAGAUAUUUACAAUUUACAAUUUCAAGAGCAAAUGCUCAUUUCGCAGUGUCUUUUAAACUUAGAUGGGUAAAAAAAUACCCUAAAACAAUUACGCAAGUACGUUUUCGAAAGUUGUCUUAGUGACAGCUAAACCUAAGGUUGUGGCAAACUUAAAGAACUCAUGGAAAAAGUCAUGAAAUUUGAAGAGCACAAAAGAGUACAAACCCUGUUUGCAAUAUGUGACUCCAUUAAUUUUGUUGUCUGCUUCUUUAAGCUAGAGGCUGUGACAAAAAAGUUUUUUUCAAGAAAUUUGUUUUGUCCGAGUGCCUAGAUCAGUAUGUUUUGCUUAAGCAUUUCAAACCAGCGUCAGCUUCUUGCACUAUGGGCAGUUAUAAAUUCUUGACAUGAGGAGGCUUGUUUAAGCCUUUAAACCCUAAGAUCAAAAUUCAAAUUCUCAUUUGUUAUCCCUACAAGUUCUCAGUAGAAGUAGUGGGGAGAAUUUGUUGAAGUAUCAAUUAGAAUUAUCUAGUGUGAUCAUGUCCUUAAUUCUCAUGACCACUCUGUUUUACAAAGCGUAGAUAUAUCAAGGAGAAAUUUGAUGCUGAUUGCUCUUAGGGCUUAAAGGGCUAUAGGUACAUGUUCAAAAGCAUAGUUCAUCUGUGCUAUUUUUGUAGGUCUUCCAAGCUGCAGAGUGUGGUAGUCCGAGGGUAUCAAAGAGAUCUACAGCUGACUUUUUUAUUGAAGGAAGCGAUAGACAGAGAAGAAAUAGUGAUAUGAUGACGUUAGCAAGAACGGAUUCUUCAAAGGGCAGCUUUGACAAGUAAUUACUGUUCCUUUUAUGAAAUAGUUUAAUGGUUGAACGUUACAUCUGAAUGUGAAAGAGGCUUUCAUAGUUUGAAUGAAAGCACAAAGCCAGGUCACCAGUCUUUAAAAUAUGACAUCUGAAUGUUAAAAACAUCAUAUCUAUGUGGCUAAACUGCAUGUUGCUGUUACUCACUUUGUAAUGGGGUUGUUGAGGGUUGUCAAAAGUAGCUGGCUGCCAGCGAAAAUCGCCACUUACUUGGUUAGUAUCGGCCGGCUACUCUGCUUGGCAUUUCUUUACAGAUGGUGUUUUUCAAAUAAAAUAUCCCUGCACUCGCCACUUACUUUGACAACUCAGCUUUCUAUGUCAAAACUUUCUGACAACCCUGGUUGCUGGUGGUGGUGAAAAAACAAUACAAUAACAAUAAGAAAACAUACAAAUUGUUGUUCAAAACGUAUCCAUUCACCCCCACCUCCCAUCCCUUUGGAAAUUGUAGUUUAGGCUAAUACUUGCAUUUUUUGAGACCCCCCCCUCCCUCCCCAGCAACCUCCAAAAAUAGCUCAAACAGCAAAACUGAAAACUUUAUACCCCUCCUCCCAAUGGCAGUGGUAAAAGUUAAAUGAGUGCAGAGUAAAAACAGCUCUGUUUAUUCAGUUAUUUCUUAGUGUUAUCCUUUUACUAGUUAAGGACUGUUUUUGGUUCUUAUACUCGCAAUUCAAUUAGGGGCCGACCAUUUAACUCUUGAGGGUGGGGGUGGGUGAUUUCUGGUCAUCAAGAAUUUUUUUUUCUAGCAAUAUGGUGGGCAGGAUAUUUUUUCCCUUUUUUUCCCCAUAAGCUCUCUAUUACAUUUGUGCUGCAUGCAAUUUUUUUCUUCCGACAAGCGCUUGCAGGAAAUUUUUUUUCAAAAUCACCCACCCCCCCUCAAGAGUUAAAUGGUCGGCCCCUUAUCUAUUUUUCUUUCUGAUCGUUAGACUGACAGGCAGUUUCAAAUCAAAAAUGAAAGCCGCAGAUAACUUUUGGAGUACUCUUCCAGAUAAUGUUUGUGGUGACAUUUCUGUCAAACAGAACUCUGAUUGUUGGAAUGGUGUUGGAAAAGGGAGGUAAGCAAUUUAAACAUUCUUGAAAGAAAAAUAUUACUGGUAUGAACUUAAAAUAAUUUGAACAGAUUCCAGCUUUUGAAUGCAUAGCCGUUCCCUUAUUUUUUAUCCUAACAAAUUUCACAUCCUUAAUAGUACAGUUUAGUUUGUGUGUUUGAUGAGAAAAUUGCAUCAGUUGACAAAAUAUGCAAACAUACUUUGCUGGUAUAAUUUAACGCUAUCUUCCCAACAGCUUUGUACAUUAAUUUACAAUGGUUUUGUGUUGUCGUUUAUGCCUAAAUGUUUUUAGUUUUCAACCAAUGAUCAUCACUGUCUGAAACCAGUCUGGAGGCUGAUUAGUGCUAACCCAAGGUUAAAUUGUAACCUGGUUUCUUUAUGUGUUGUUAAAAAACAUUUUCUUUGAUAGAGCAUCCAAUCAUCAUCAUAAUUCAAUUCAAAGUAGACAGACUGCAAAUUAUCUUAGUUGCUAAAAAAUAUAUAUCUAUACGUGUAGGAGCCAUACGUGUGCUAACACAUGGCUAAACUAGAAAUAGCAACUUAAAUAAAUAUAGGUCUGCUAGGAUAACUCCUGAAGGAAUUACUUACACCAACCAUAGAGGCCUGUAUCGGGGACUUGCACGACGUAACCAGCCGUCCACCAGCGUACAAAACCAAGACUGUACAUAACAAAGUAGACAGACUGCAAAUUAACUUAGUUGAUAAAAAAUGUAUAUCUACGUGUAAGAGCCAUACGUGUGCUAACACAUGGCUAAACUAGAAAUAGCAAUCUGUAGACGAAAAGAAUAAAAAAUGAAUUGGCUUGUUGUGCUUCCAUUUGUGAAUGCAAAUUCCUCCUCCUCUGAAAAGGGGGGGGAGGGGCUUAUUUGAGAGAGGGGGCUUAAUAGAGGAUUUACUGUAUUAAAAUAUUGUGACACCUCUCCAUAUCUAUAGUUACACAAGCCCUGGAGAUGGAGGGAAUGACAUCACAGAAGACAUAAAACGAGAAGUACACCAAGCAAUUGUCAAACUUAAAGAAAUAACAGAUCAGUUGAAUGCAGCGAUAAAUGGAGAAGAAAUCAUAGACAACGAUGUUAGUGGAUCAGGGAGUGGUAGUGGUAGUGGGAGUGGAGAUGAAGGGAGUGGAAUAAAUGAGAUUACAGAGAUGCCAGAAAACUCUGUCACUGACAAUCCAGGUACUAACUUAGUUGAUGAUGAGGAAGCAAGUGAUAAUGUGUUUGGUGGAGGAGUUGGGAAACCCAGUCCUGGAAAACGAAGGAAUAUUGCAUCCCAGCAUCAUGCAGAAGUGUGGCUUUUAGCCUCUCUGCUUUGGGCCUUCUUGGGCAUUCUAAUUGCAUAACUAGAUUGGAACACAUAUAUUACAGUAAUUGUGUCCACAGAAAAAGGAUUUGCAGUAAAGUUUUAUACCAACUGCCCAUGAAACAUUGGUCACUUGAUAUAGUACAGUACACUGCAAAAGUCUUGCCACACUCAAACUCCCAAAGGGGGCAACUAUAAAUUUAAGAGUGAACAUUUACAAGCUUUUAUUUCCAGGGGAUUAUUUUUUACAGAAAGUUGUCACAACAAAAUGUAAAUUAAUUUGUAAAUUUUUAAGCUUGCCUUUGACUGAGUGAAGACAUAACUUUUGUAUAAAUUCAUUUUUAUUUGAAAAUCCAGAAGGAUGAAUAUGUCUGCUAAACUAAUGUACGUAUGGUUUGCAAGACAUGCAAACUAUUCAAUAAUAUUGUGUAUAUAGAGUACCAGUACAUCAUGUUAGCUACAAGAACAAAAUAUGGUUUGGGCAAGAAGAAAUAAGAAACACCAUUAGGUUUGAGGCAGCAUGAAGAAACUUGCAAUUUUGCUGCAUUUGCAGAAGCCUGCUCCAUUCGUUCUUGCGCCAUUACUUUCAAGCGCCUACGUUGCAGCCGGCCCAUGCACUUGUCUAAACUAUUUGAAUAGUACAGAAGGGUUAGAACGUGUGCAAUGCAGGCAACUCUGCAGGCUACAUUCCCAGUAACCUUCAAACCCUUGAAGAGGGUGGGAAUUUACAAAAACCAUUACUUUUGAAAGACAAUACUUCAGACAUAGCAACCAUGAAUUUCCCAAAAAUUGACUACCGUCAUUUGUGAUACUUAUCUUUUUAAAAACAUAAAUGCCACAAGUUGACUAAGCCUCCCCCAAGAAAAAAAAAUGCAACAACCAAAUUGCAGUGUGACAAAAAGCAUUACAAGGUACUUUGACUUUUAUGGAUUGAGAACUGGGCUAAUUUACUAGUGUGGCUAUUGUUUUCAUACUCUCAAACAAUAGCUACACUGUCUUGUAAAUUACACAUGUAAAAGUUUUAUGAAAUUGACCCCCGCUUAGUUUUUGACCCUUCUAAUGAAAAGCCUGCAUAAAUGGCAUAUACUUAUUUAUGUGUAUGUUUAGUCAAGACCUCAGUGUCUUCAUUUUGUUUGAAGUUUGGUUGCUUUAUUACCAAGGGAACCAUGUGUAGUUGGCAGGUGUGGAAUUUUUUGCAGGAAGAGGUUUUACUGGUGACCAGUUUCACAAAUGGGGUUAACUUGUGGCAUUUAUUGUUAUGUUGAUAUCCGAAGUGUAUUUUUUUACCAAUCAAUUAUACAUGUUUUGGAAGGGGCUUAUUUUGUCAGAGAAUCUCCUGAAAAAAAAAUUACUAAUCCACAAUGAUAUAAAUUAUUACUGUGAACAUUUUGUUUGCAACCUUGGAAGUGCUGCAUAUGUAUUUGAAAAAAAAGAAUCUGAGCACGAGGCCACAGUCAAGUUUGCCUAUCAAGAAUUAUGUGAACAGGUUUUUUUGUCAAAUCUAACAAUAUUUGUGUCGUUGUUAAACAAGGGUUUUAAAAAACCUUUAUCUUGUAGAAUAGUCGCAUCAUGUUUAAUGUAAUUUCUACAUUGCUCAACAGAAAUAGAGUUGGGUAACAGAAACAGGUUUUCAAAAUCUUUGUGAGGAAACCAUGUUUCUUGUAGAGGGCCUUGGUCCACCAAGGCACUCUUUCAAUUCCUUAUUCACAGUAGCCUGCCAGCAAGGUCUCAAUUUUGGGAUAUCAAAAGAAUGGUGCCAAUCAGCAGCAUGCAAAAGGGGACCUGAGAGCUGGGGAUUCCCCAGCCCUCUUGCUCAUCCAAUCUCUUGUGGAUUGCCUUGCUUGUAACUCAAUUUGGAGAGCUUGCUUACAGACUCUCCACAUUAGUAAGGUCUUCUUAGCUAGUGAGUGAUUGGCAGAAACCAAUGCAAUGGAAUGCUGAUCUACAGAACUAUUUGCUCACUUUUUUAAAGAACCAUGAGAAAUGUUUUUGAAGUGCUGUUAGUUUCUACCAUUUGAACUUUCACUUACAGAUUUCAUGCAGAGACUUAAGAUCUCAUCUUACACAGAACAGUAAUAUUUAAGAGUACCAAAAGAAUAGAAUGGUUUGGAAAUUGUUUGUCCACGGGACUUGAAAAGAACCUUUUAUAGCAUGAAAUUAAAGUACUCUAAGGUCAGAACCACAUAGACAAAUCGUUUGGUUUGGUUUUUAUAUUGAAAGCAAAAGGUUUUGGAUUAUGCAUUUAUUACAUCUGUCUACAACAUAAAAAGAGAUAUAUGUCACUAUUAAGGUUUGAAACAUUAAAAAGAACUUGUGAAAAAAUCUCACCUUUCUUUUUGCCAAGUCUCAUUAAACCCAGCCUCAUUAUAAAAUUUUUUAUUAAUUUAUAAUACUUUUCUAUUGUGACAUGAAAUGGGUCUCUUGUUGUAAAACUACGUUGUGAAAACUGUUCACAUUUAUCAUUAAAGGACUACCCAUUUGUGGUUUCAAGGAGUGAUUGAAUUUUUGUUUUCAUGGUUUGAAAAGAAACUGACAUCUGGUGAAAGGUUUUGUUUGUCUUUGUUGUGUUUUGUU